UUAGUGUAACACCGACAACAUCCACCGCGUACAGAAAUGCGCAGGAAACGCUGUUAAAUAUAUAUAAGUGUCGGUGUGUAUUUAGUUAAUGUUAAUAAUCUGCGAUUGAAAACAAAUAUCAGAAAUGGCUACGGGAAGGAAAGGAAGUGUGAUCUUUUCGGGAUUCCGAGCCUUGGGACUUUACUCCAAUCAUUUGCCACACGUGGUUCGCUUCCAUAAGAAACACCGUGAGUUCUACGUGGUCACUGCAGUUGGACAGUGUUUUCACACCUAUAAUGUCAAGAAACUUGGAAUUGUUGCAGUCAGCAAUUCCCUCCCAGAAGAUAUUUCGUGCAUGGCAGCAGAUCGAAUGCUUGUCUAUGCUGCACAUGGAAAAGCUAUUUCUGCUUUUGCAAAAAACAAAGAGGUUGUUCACACAUACAUAGGCCAUGAUGGUGAUGUACAUCUUUUGUUGCCUUUUGGAGAUCAUCUCAUUUCUGUUGACAAGGAGAAUGUUGUCAUCAUUUGGGAUGUUGAGUCUGAAGACACAUACUUGCAGAUUUCGUUUGAGAAAGUGUCUUUUGAGGUGUCUGCUGUGAUGCACCCGAGCACCUACCUGAACAAAGUUUUGUUUGGAAGCAGUCAAGGGAGUCUUCAGUUGUGGAAUGUUAAAUCAAACAAACUCCUGUAUACAUUUCCUGGAUGGGCAUCAGCUGUUACUGCUCUACAACAGACUCCAGCUGUGGAUGUUGUGGGUGUGGGUUUAGCAUCUGGCCAGAUCAUCAUUCACAAUAUCAGAAUUGAUGAAACUCUGAUGAAGUUUCAACAAGACUGGGGUCCAGUUACAGCCUUAUCCUUCAGGACAGACGGGCAUCCAAUAAUGGCAUCUGGUAGUCCAGUCGGACACAUCGGACUGUGGGAUUUGGAAGAGAAGAAACUAGUCAGUCAGAUGAGAGACGCUCACACAACUGCAAUCGCUGGUCUCACGUUCCUUCACAGCGAACCACUUUUGAUUACCAACGGAGCGGACAAUGCCAUACGGGUGUGGAUUUUUGAUGUUACUGGAGGUGACGGUCGUCUGCUAAGACAUCGGAUGGGCCACAGCGCUCCACCAACAAAAAUUCGGCACCACGACCAGAGUGGCUUGCAUAUUCUUAGCGCUGGUCAAGAUGGUACCUUGCAGUCAUUUUCAACUGUUCAUGAAAGGUUCAACAAGAGUUUGGGGCAUGGCAGCCUAAACAAAAAGAAAGCAAAAAAAAAGGGUGUGGCGCAUGACACUGCAAAGCUUCCAACCAUCACUACUUUUGCCUCUGAAACCGCUCGUCAGAGUGACUGGGAUGGCAUUAUUGCAUGCCACCGUGGUUUCCUUAUGUGCACGACAUGGAACUAUCAAAAGGGUUCGAUUGGUGCUCACAGAUUGGAGCCAGAACGUUUCGAAAAGAACCGGGCCCUUAGUGUGCAUGCAAUAGCUAUAGAUAUCACCUCCUGCGGGAACUUUGCAGUGAUCGCCCUGUCCUCUGGACACAUUGAUGUGUUUAACAUGCAGUCAGGUCUACAUAGGGGACAUUACGGAGAAGACAAGGCGCAUGCAGGGCCAGUGCGAGGGGUCGCUGUGGACGGUCUUAACCAGCUGACUGUCAGCGUGGGUGCGGACCACCUUGUGAAAAUCUGGAAGUUUAAAUCCAAGGAGCUCUUACAUUCACACAGCUUGCCAGCUGCUCCUGCAUGCUCUCUUCUUCAUAGAGACAGUGGAAUGCUUGCCAUCGCUCUGGAUGAUUUCACUGUGAACAUACUGGACUUGGAAACAAGGAGGAUAGUCCGCAGGUUCUCUGGACAUCGUGGACAGAUCAAUGACAUGACAUUUAGCCCAGAUGGACGAUGGCUGAUUACAGCAUCUAUGGACUGCACCAUCAGAACAUGGGAUCUUCCAUCUGGCAGUUUGGUCGACUGUUUCCUGGUAGAUGCAGCGGCAGUCAGUCUCAGUAUGUCCCCUACUGGGAACUUCCUGGCCUCGUCACAUGUCGACGGUCUUGGUGUGUACUUAUGGUCCAAUAAAACACUUUGUGGUAUGGUGUCAUUGCGCCCUCUACCUGCAGACUAUGAACCAACUGUGAUCAUGCUGCCAGGGACCUGCCCAAGCAAAGAUACAGAUGAAGAGGAUAUUUUGGACAUUGACAGCUCUGAGAUGGCUGAAUAUGUGUCACCAGCACAGCUGGAUGAACAUCUUAUCACACUCUCUCUCCUCCCGGAUUCACGCUGGAAGAACCUUCUGCAUUUGGAUGUCAUCAAGAAAAGGAACAAACCCAAAGAACCUCCAAAACUGCCCAAAGCUGCACCCUUUUUCAUUCCCACAAUUCCAGGGCUUGUGCCCCAGUUUGCUGUCCCUGACAAAACCACAGAGGAACAAUCUAAAGUUGUCAACUUAGGAGUGUUGUCACAGAAGUCCACCUUCUACGUUCAGCUUGAGAAUGCGUUAGACAACAACUCGUAUGAGGAGCCAGUGAAGCUGUUGAAGGAGUUGGGCCCCUCUGCCAUCGAAACAGAGUUAAGGGGCUUGUCUCCAGAAAUGGGUGGAGAUGUCAGCGUUAUGCAAAGUUUCCUUAAGAUGAUCAGCAGCGUUCUUCAGUCUAAAAAGGAUUUUGACCUGGCUCAAGCCUGGCUAGCAUUGUUCCUUAAGCUUCAUCUUCGGUUAAUUGCUGAGCACCCUGACCUGAUGGAGGAGGCAGAGAGUUUGUCUCAACAAGUGAAGGAGUCGUGGCUUUCCCUGCAAACACUUUUACACCAAAACCUCUGUUUAUUGUCUUAUAUCAAGAGCGCACUGCUUUAGAGUUCCUUUUUGUGUUCUAGGUCAUUUUCAUUUAUACAAAUAAUUUUGUAUGUUUGUAUCAUACUGAAUUUUCUUACCUUAUACUGGUAACAAAUUAAAAGUAUGUGAAUGUG
This is a messenger RNA of Paramisgurnus dabryanus, 2919 nucleotides long. It is a transcript of the gene wdr36, whose product is annotated as WD repeat domain 36. Gene Ontology annotation, molecular function: protein binding. The record is from RefSeq and is a predicted model, not a curated record. Lineage: Eukaryota; Metazoa; Chordata; Actinopteri; Cypriniformes; Cobitidae. Gene Ontology annotation, biological process: rRNA processing. Gene Ontology annotation, cellular component: small-subunit processome; Pwp2p-containing subcomplex of 90S preribosome.